UUGUUUAUUUUUUUUAAGUGAUUGCGUGAGACUGAAGAAAAGUUUUUGUGCCUUUUUACUAUACAAGAAAAAAAUGGCAGAAGAAGAGAAUUCACUUGAAUAUACACCCACUGACCCACAUGGAUCGUAGCGUUUAUCUGUUUCAUCAUCGUUCUCUUAUCUCUUCUUCCUGAACGUUUUCUUGAAAGGGGAGGAGUUUUAGAUAGUCAUCUGGAGGCGUGGAAAAUAUUGCUGUAGAGAAACCAGCAGGAGCUUGCACGAACAUCCUUUUCUCAUCAGGAACCACCGGUGAGCCACAGGCUAUCCCAUGGACCAACAAUUCUCCUCUGAAAUCUGCUGCUGAUGCUUGGUGCCAUAUGGAUGUUCAUCAAGGAGAUGUUGUUGCUUGGCCGACCAACCUUGGGUGGAUGAUGGGUCCGUGGCUCGUUUAUGCUUCCUUGAUAAAUGGAGCUUGCAUGGCGUUAUACAACGGUUCACCUCUUGGUCCUGCUUUUGCCAAGUUUGUGCAGCGACCUCACACCGGCUCAAACACUUGAUCUUCUUUGUUCCAAGAACUACUUAAUGGUGGAUAUAAGAUCAGAGAAAGAAAAGGAAAAAUCUGGGAUUCCUCGUCUCCCUUCAAAUGCUAAGAACAGUAUGAUCGCCAUUCCAUUAGAAGAGCUACCGAACAAAGUUAAAGGAAUCGUGAGGAACUCAAAACGUGUCGAAGCAGAAAUAGCAGCGUUAAAGAUAUCUUACCUCAAGAGAAUCAACAAAGGCUCCAACAUCAUCAUCAUGGACUCGUACUAGGACUCCGCUAAAAUAGUGGCGAAAACGUUAAAGGUUCUCGGGUUUAAAAACUGAUGGAUCGUUACUGAUGGAUUCUCUGGUGGGAGAGGAUGGUUGCAGAGCCGGUUAGGCACUGAUUCUUACAACUUCUCGUUCGCACAGGUGUUGUCUCCAUCCAGGAUUAUCCCGGCAGUUUCUAGGUUUGUUACUAGAUCAGGAACCAAGUUCCUUCCUAGGUCCGACUGAAUAAAAACAAGAGAAUGUAUCAUCAGCUAAAGCAAGUGUUGUUUUAUAUUCCUUUUUAUAUCUCAACUUUGAGAGAUCUUUUGAUAAGAUUUUCGAAUUAUUAUUUUGUCUUUUACAUCGAUGAUCAGAAGUGGAACCAACUUUGAAAGAAGAAGAAGAAAUGAUCAAAUAAACA
This is a messenger RNA of Brassica oleracea var. oleracea, 1189 nucleotides long. RefSeq names its product calcium sensing receptor, chloroplastic-like. NCBI's taxonomy places the organism in Eukaryota, Viridiplantae, Streptophyta, Magnoliopsida, Brassicales, Brassicaceae. The transcript has 7 exons. The record is from RefSeq and is a predicted model, not a curated record. Gene Ontology annotation, biological process: de-etiolation; regulation of stomatal closure; cellular response to calcium ion. Bases 445 to 789 code for a protein of 114 amino acids.